AUGGCGCUGACUUUCAGGAAUGGAUAUCUGGAGAUGCUGAGAACGUGUUGGAGAUUACAAGCACAUCAUGUUAAGAUUCCUGUUCUUAAUGAAAUGGGUAGGUUGUUGUCGACAAAUCUAAACUGGUCAAAUUGUUCGUGCAAUUGAUUAUAUCUGGAAUAGAGACAGCUAAGUUUGCACAUUAGCUAACCAUUAGCCGGUUAGGUUACAUCUGACAAGCUUGAUGAGUCUGUUGUGUUGAAAUCCAAAGGCAAAACAGCAGCUUUCAUUAAUGCGUCUCAUCUGUAUAAUAUUGGUCGCAAUUUAAUGUAUUGAGCAUCAUCUUGGUGUGUAAAUAAUUUAUAGCCAGUGAAUAGUUACACAACAAGCAUGUAUUUCAAACUGAAUGAAUAGGAUCAAUCUCCCUGAGGGAAAAAACUAACUGAAGAAUCUGUCAUUCAGGACUUCUGUGUCCUGCCCUAGCACGUCACCAAAGUUCUCAGAGCAUCAAAUUACCAUCAAGGUACAGUAUAUCCACUCAACUUCAUAAUGUUCAAUUAUUACGUAUUACUUCAUUCUCCAUAUUGAUUCUAGAUUACAAUUCUUACUGUGUGAUGUCUGAUCUCAAGUCAUUUAAAGAGAACGCCUUCACCCACACAAAAUAUGAUGGAAUAAAAAUAACGCAAUUUCGGCUCAUGUUCCCCAGCAGUUAUGUACCACAGACGUCCUUAUCCAGACCCUUGUGGCCAGAAGUGUCCUAUAUCACCCCUGAAGAAGAGGAGAGGCAGCACAAAGGUGUUUUGAUAAAGCAAUACCUACAUUAAACACACAUCAAAGACUAUUUACGAGAAAUAAUUGUCCUCUAAAACAUUUUAAUACCGGCCUAUUUUGGAGUGGAAGAUGGACAUAAAAUAUCAGCCUAGGGCUAAAUCAAUCUUUAGAUUCAGUGUUUUUGUAAUUUACUGUGUCUGAACGAUCACUCUCCCAUUGCCUUUCAGUGGUUGUAGAAAAUGUGAACACUCUUCUUGCAAAGGAAGACUAUGGAAGACUUUUUGCAGUUGUCCAUUUUGCAAGUCGACAGUGGAAAGUGACAAAUGAAGACCUGAUCUUAAUUGAAAACCACAUUGGUGCUGAAUGUGGUGACCGGAUUACUCUUGAGAAGGUCUGUGUGCUUUAUAUUCUUUGUGUUAUUACUAUUUGGAAAGGACACAUUUUCCACACUUGCCAUAUCUUUAUAGCCUGGUCCCAGAUCUUUUUAUGCUCUUACCAACUCCAUAGCUGUCAUUGUCAACCCAAACAUCUGUAAAUUAUUUUAUGGAUAUUACUAACUUACAGUUCUCAAAUAUAACAUAUAUUUUUGCUCGCCCUAUUUUUGGCACACAAAUAAGUCUGUUAACUGCAAUGUUGGUAGACCCUAGCAUCAAGUGUAGUGUUAUAGGCUACACUUUUAUUUAUGGACAAAAUACUUUCAUCUAAUAGGUGCUGCUGGUUGGUGGAGAAGAGUUCACACUGAUUGGGAGGCCCCUACUCGGGUAAGUUUUCUAGUUCUAUAUCAUCUCAACUGGGGGGGGGGAAUUAUGCAUGUUUGGGUUUUGAAUGUAUACAUUAAGGUGUAGAAAUAUGACAAAAUUGGAGCUGUAUAUUCUAACAGCCAUUUCCCCUCUUCUUUUCACAUGUAGUUGUGAUUUGGUCAGAGUAGAGGCAACUGUCAUUGAGAAGACUGAAUCCUGGCCAAAAGUUCAUAUGCGGUUCUGGAAAAGACACAGAUACCAGAAGAAAAGA
Messenger RNA from Coregonus sp. 'balchen', 1761 nucleotides. The record is from the annotation of a GenBank genome assembly. NCBI's taxonomy places the organism in Eukaryota, Metazoa, Chordata, Actinopteri, Salmoniformes, Salmonidae.